AUGAAUACAGUUGAAGUGUUAAAGACUUCUCGAGAAAAUCCAAUGAUUUAUUUUUCUGGAUUUUUAUAUACUCAACAUCGAAUAACAGAAGAAAAAAGUAUAUUUCGUUGUGAAGAUCGAGACUGUAUAACAACAGCUGGUUUACCAACAAAUGAUGCAUUGUUGCAAAUAAUUCGUCGUGAGCGACCAGCUAUGCAACUUGAUCAUCAAGGUCGUUUACCUCUUAUAUGA
This is a messenger RNA of Rotaria sp. Silwood2, 231 nucleotides long. The record is from the annotation of a GenBank genome assembly. Lineage: Eukaryota; Metazoa; Rotifera; Eurotatoria; Philodinida; Philodinidae.